UCCUAGCAUCUUCAAAGCUCAUCCCUUUUCCUCAGUCAUGCAAGAUAAAAUGCCUUGGGUUUGAUGUGGAAGCAAAGACGGAAAGCUGGAUCAUAUGCUUAGAUCGAGGUUUCUUGUGCGAGCAGCUGGAGUCACUACCACUUGCCAUCUUGGUCAAGAUCGGUUUUUUACUUUCCCUAUCGGUGCAUUGUUGACUUCAGCCCAGCUGGGUUUCAUUCAAUUGCAAGAAACAAUGUGGCUGUUGCUUGUUCAGCACGAAUUACGGAGUUGAGUUUAAUGUCUGGGAAAGAAAAAACAAACCAGAAAUACAACUGCCUGGAACAUAUGAAGGUGACAGCUUCUCAUGGUUCUUUGAGGACACACCCUUGUCCCAAAAUGUCUCUGUUUCAAUCCAAGAUCAAGCAGGAACGACUCAAAGAUGCCCAUACUCCAUUGUCCACUCUCUCAUUUUCCUCCUCUCCUUUGCCGCUUAGCGGUGGUGGCUACCGAGAGCUAUCAGCACCAUCGUCUUCUUCAAGUAAUAAAGUUAGCCCAGCAGUUUGGUUCUUUAUAGUCAUCCUUGCGGUUGUCUUUUUCAUAUCUGGUUUUCUCCAUUUGCUGAUCAGAUUUCUCACAAAUAAUAGAUACCCCUCACAAAUCCCAGAAUCCAAUAGAGACCCUCAGGUCUCCGGGUCUAAUGCUUUUCAAAGGCAAUUGCAGCAGCUGUUCGAUCUCCAUGACUCCGGCCUCGAUCAAGCCUUCAUAAAUGCUCUUCCUGUCUUCCGGUAUAAGGAGAUCAUGGGUCUCAAAGAGCCAUUUGACUGUGCUGUUUGUCUAUGUGAAUACUCCGAACAAGACGAGCUGAGAUUGCUUCCGCUAUGUAGUCAUGCUUUCCACAUCGAUUGUAUAGACACAUGGUUGCUUUCCAAUUCUAGUUGUCCUCUCUGCAGAGGGUCGCUCUAUGGGCAUGGAAUAGCAAUCGAAAACCCUGUUGUCCAUUUCAACGAGCCGAGGGAAGAAGAUGGGAUCCCUGCUGUUGGAGAGAGUAUGAUUUCUCCGGCUAUGAAGCCAGAAGAAAGUAAUAUCCUUUCUUCAAAGAGGGUACUUUCGGUCAGACUGGGCAAGCUGAGAAAUUCCAACAACGGUGGAGCUGAACGAAAGGAGGGAGAGGCCAGUACUAGUGGCAGUAAUUUGGACUCGAGGAGGUGUUAUUCCAUGGGUUCGUACCAAUACGUAGUUUGUGAUGCAGAGUUGCUAGUAGCCUCGUCCCCAAACUGUGGUGACCUCGGAGGCGACGGCCUGGGAAUCACAAAAAGGAGCAGCGGACGAGAAGGGAACUCCAAUUCCGAUGGCGACAAUGCCGAGGGGAAGAGGAUUAGCAUCGGGAAUAAAGGCGAAAGCUUUUCUGUUUCCAAGAUCUGGCUUUGGUCUAAAAAGACUAGAAUCCCAAGUCCAGUAGGAAGCAUCCCUCUCGCUCCGGCUUCACGAUGGAUCGAUAGGUCUCAGGUCACAUGAGCAAGGAAGGCAUUUUGUAUUAUUUCCGUCUACAUCACUACUUGCCAUAUUAAUCUGACUCCUGCACAAAGACCGUUUCCAGUUAGCCUGUGAAUGAUGCUGCUUCUCUGUAAAUAGGCUUAUGCCAAAAAGAUCCGACUUUACUCUGCUUUUGAGUGAAUCCUCAUGCUUUGCAGGAUCAAAGGACAACCCUCUUCGUAAUUUUGCUUAAGAAUUUUUGGUUUUCUUGCUUCUGAGCA
Molecule: messenger RNA, 1733 nt
Organism: Rhodamnia argentea
Lineage: Eukaryota; Viridiplantae; Streptophyta; Magnoliopsida; Myrtales; Myrtaceae
Product: RING-H2 finger protein ATL47-like
Exons: 1
Coding region: 277-1494 (405 amino acids)
Source: RefSeq, a predicted model, not a curated record